Messenger RNA from Echinococcus granulosus, 822 nucleotides. Its product is annotated as Tubulin-specific chaperone B. The coding region runs from base 1 to 822 and encodes 273 amino acids. Gene Ontology annotation, biological process: tubulin complex assembly; cytoplasmic microtubule organization; post-chaperonin tubulin folding pathway. NCBI's taxonomy places the organism in Eukaryota, Metazoa, Platyhelminthes, Cestoda, Cyclophyllidea, Taeniidae. Gene Ontology annotation, molecular function: microtubule plus-end binding; alpha-tubulin binding. The transcript has 7 exons. The record is from RefSeq and is a predicted model, not a curated record. Gene Ontology annotation, cellular component: cytoplasm; microtubule plus-end; nucleus.
AUGACGGCCUGGCGGAUAACUGAUUGGUUGCAACUAUGUGCUGUUGACGGCGGCUGUUUUGAGAUUGUUGCUUCAAUUGGCAUGGCUUCGAAACCAUAUAUUUCCCUCCUAAUUUCAUCCAGUGCAACGGCAAUGUCAUGUGAAAAACACUUCCCCCUAAGUAUGCUAUUGUCGAGAUUUAAGGAAAAUAUAGUUCUGAUUACUGGUUGCGACAACAAGACCAUGAAACUAGAGCUUAGAGAUGAGAAUGAGAAGUUUGUCAAAGAAUUGACGGAUGACUCAAAGGCGUUGGAAGAGCUUGGUCUCAAAAACGGUUUUCAUGUGCAUGUCACUGACCCAACCGUCGAAGCUGGUUUGUAUGACAAUAUUCUGCGGCAGGACAUGGGAGAUAGAUUCAAACUUUCCGACGAGCAGUACGCGGGACGAAAAAAUACCUUUCUGGCUUGGAAGAAGCAGUACAAUUUGGGAGAAUUCCGAGAAAUUGAUCCUGAAGAACGGAAGGCUGCUGAAGAAGCGAAACUUGCAAAAGAAGCUGCCGAUAGGAAACUCAUAGAGAGUAUGAAGAUCGGUGACAGAUGCGAGGUUCGUGUUCCAAAGCAGCCAGCCAGACGCGGAGAAAUAGCCUUCCUAGGGGAGACCAAAUUCAAGGAGGGUAUUUGGGUUGGUGUGAAGUACGAUGAACCUCUCGGUCGGAAUGAUGGGAGCGUCGACGGCUACCGGUACUUUGAAUGUCAACCUAAGUACGGCGCCUUUGUGAAGCCGCAUUUCGUAGAGGUGGGCGACUUUCCAGAGCUUGGUCUGGAUGACCUAGACGAGAUAUGA